AUGGGACAAUACCAGACGAGUGCAGCCCAGCAGAAUGGUCAUGCCUCUAGGAGAAAGUUGGGAAGCAGUUCGGGCGCAUCGUCGCAAUUCUCGCUCUCCUGCUUUACCUGGAAUUGCGCAGGGCUAAGCACCGUACAGGACGAACUGUUCACCUGGCUAGAAGAGAACCCGCACGACAUCAUUUUCCUGCAAGAAACUUGGCACAGGCAGCAGAUGGAUUUUGACACACGUGGGUAUCAUUGCAUCGGCUCCGGCAUCGGCACGGAGGCUAAGCGAGCCCACGCAGGAGUCAUGACGUUGUUGCGCACAUCGGUUUUCCCGCAGGAGUUCAUCAGAUAUCAUGAACAUGUCGCAGGGCGUCUCCUUCAAGUGCGUGCUUGGUGUGCAGGUGGGUGGAUAGACACCAUUAACAUGUACCAAUACGCACUGGGCGGUCAGAACGAACAGGCUGCGAUCCUUCAGAAGCGAGCUUCAUUAUGGACGACCUUGCGACGCACCCUGGGUCAGAUCCCACAGAGCAGCACCCUCAUCUCAGCCGGAGACUACAACUGCACACUAGAACAGUUGAAGCAUCAUGCAGGCCCGGGCAUGCUGGCACCGAACACUCCCAGUCCGGAUGCAGAGGACCUUGUUGCCAUCAUGCAAGACUUUUCACUGCUUGCCACGAACACUUAUGGUAGGAAGAACAGCUUUACCUACGUUCAUGAAGGCUACAAGCCAGCGUUGCGAGAUGGAGAGCUGGAGGACGGCACCUCCCAGGCCAUCAAGGAGCAGCCGCACCUCGCCAACGACUUCGUGCAGCAGGUUGGCGCGGCACUACAGGAG
Messenger RNA from Symbiodinium necroappetens, 825 nucleotides. The record is from the annotation of a GenBank genome assembly. Lineage: Eukaryota; Dinophyceae; Suessiales; Symbiodiniaceae.